AUGUCAAAUCGUCUUCAGUCUAUUAUUUCUAAUGAAAAUAUUGAAGAGUUAAUGUUAAGUGAAGAUGAUAUUCUAGAAGAUGAUUUUCAAAAUACAAUAGAAACUGACAGUGAAGAAGAUAUAUUGGAG
Molecule: messenger RNA, 129 nt
Organism: Scutellospora calospora
Lineage: Eukaryota; Fungi; Glomeromycota; Glomeromycetes; Diversisporales; Gigasporaceae
Source: the annotation of a GenBank genome assembly